CAAAACCAAAACAAAACCCCGAGAGGCGAAGAUGACGGAAGAAUUUGAAGAGCACGGCGUGAAAAUCAAUGUCAAGGGCACGGUUCAAGCCCCGAAGAAGAAUGAGGUGAUGUUCAAUUCGGAAAUGAUGGUGAACAGAUCAAUUGUACUUUGUGCUUUGGCUGCUUAUAGUGAAUCCGGAAGAUGCAUAAAUGGUCAGAUAAGAUGCCUAGAUGCACUUGGAGCCACAGGAGUAUCUGGCCUAGCAUGGUCUCGUAAUGUGCCAAAGGCAGUGGUUGUGAUCAAUGACCAGUUGCCAGCAGCAACACAGAGAAUAACAGAAAAUGCUGCCUCAAAUGGAUUAACAGUUGAAGUUACAACUGAAGAUGUUAGCGUCCUGUUACAUAAGAGGACAUUUGACUUUAUAUUUUUGGAUUGCUAUGGGUCAUCCGUUCCCUAUCUCGACGCAGCCUUCCGCAACGUCCCGAAAAAUGGCAUUCUAGCCAUCACCUCGACAGAUGAUGCUGCCCUCUAUGGAAAAGCCGCUGAUGUUACAAUGAGGAAUUAUGGGGGAUAUGUCGUCAAGACCUCUUAUGCAAAAGAGCUUGCAGCAAGACUUGUGCUUGCUAGUGUCAUCAGAGCUGCUGCCAAAUGCAACAAAGGCAUAGAAGUGGUGUGCUGUGUGGCCUUAAAGAGCUUCAUCACAGUUGUUGUGAGAGUUUUGCGAGGGCCAGCUGCCGCAAACAAGUGUGUUCGUAAAAUAAGGCGCGUCAUACAUUGUUGCUUGUGUGAAGACAGAGCUUUUUAUCCACAAACUGUCUAUCCUCUUGAACAACCCUAUUCUCUGUUGUCAUGCGACUGUCGAAGUAGAAGUGCUGGAAAGUUGGCUGUAGAGUUAGGGCCUGUUUGGUGUGAUGAAAUCUUUGAUCCAGCCUUCUGCCAGGCAAUGUUAAGACAGGCCAAUAACUUACAGUUUCCUCACAAAGUUACAAGUUUGCUUCAGACUAUAUGCAGUGAGGCGAGUUGCAGAUCACAGCCAAGCACAGACUCAGGCACAGGAGGAGACAAGGAGAACACCUUAACAGAAGGCUUGGAAAAGAGCAUGGCCUCUCUCCCAGAAGAAGAGGAGGAGGAGGAAGAGCCACUGCAAGUCACCUUUCAAGAGGGGGAGGAAGGUGAGGGGGGGAGAAUACCAAAGCGCAUAAAGAUGGACCAUUCUGUCUUGCGAUCUCCUCCUUUCUAUUUCAACCUUCAUCGGCAUUCUCCGAAAGGUCAUGACUUGGGGAAGAUCAACAAAGUGGUUGAAUACUUGCAGCGUGCCAACCACAAGGCCAGUCGAACGCACUUUGACCCAGAAGCAGUCAGAACAAACAUUACCUUGGUGGAAUUCGCCAGUCUUUUAAUUGAGUUUUCCAAAGCACAAAAUUAGUUUGUGAGAAUUUUGUGUUGCAUAGUUGAUCAUGUAUGUAAAUCCUGAAGUUAAAGGUUACAUGUGAUUCUGUAUGUUAGAAAAAUGAAAGUAAAUCUUGCCAUGAAAUUAGCAGUUACCUUUUUAAGAUACAGAAGCUGUAGGUUUAAUGUAACAAAGAAGCUGAUGAAUUGUUUUCUUUAUUUGAUUGUCAAGAUGUUCUUUUACUUUUGUAUAUGAUUACAAUUUCCAAAGAUAAAAUAUCACUAAAAGCAAGUGAAGAGGAUUUUUAUAUUUCAUUUACUUUUUAUUUAUUUAUUUAUUAAUUUUCUUGUUUUCAUACAUUGGUUUGUCUCCUCAGUUAUGUACUAUGUUGAUUUGCGAUCAUGAAUUUAUCAAUUAUUUUUAAUUUUUUUUAUAACUUGUUAAAUAGAUAUAUUUUUUUGUGUAUAUAUUCAGCUGAUUGAACCCUGAGAUGAAACUCCCGAGGAUGUAUGGAUCUCCCAGUCAGACUUACUAGGUUUAUUGAACCACGAAAUGCUAAGGGAUGAACAAAAUUGGUUUCAUAUUCCAAGUUUGCAUUUUGUGAUAAAAAAAAGGAAAUAAGGAAAAUCCAGAUUUACAAAAGCCAAAAGAUUAGAUGGUGCAUUAGUGUUGGAUCUAGUCUGUUAAGUAAGGCCAGUUUUGAAAUGUGUUAAGUUUGCUCAAAAUCACAGAUGUACAGUAACAUGAUUUUACUGUAGGAGGCAAUGUUAAAUAAACAUGAAUUUUGUCAGGCACAUUUCUUUGUCUGUUAUUAUGGUAUAGAUUAAAUGAUGGAAAAUCGAACAGGAAUUACCAAUUUGCCAACGUGGUCAAUGAAUAAGUCUGUUAGUGUAAUUUACAAAUAAUUGCUGUAUUUCUGGAUACGGUUGUAGACUGCCCUUAGUUAUAAAGAGAUUAAUUAUUUUUGUGGUUUAUUUCUUUGUAAGAAAUACUAGAUUAAUUUCAGGAAACAAAGA
Messenger RNA from Penaeus chinensis, 2388 nucleotides. RefSeq names its product TRMT1-like protein. Gene Ontology annotation, molecular function: RNA binding. The record is from RefSeq and is a predicted model, not a curated record. Gene Ontology annotation, biological process: tRNA N2-guanine methylation. NCBI's taxonomy places the organism in Eukaryota, Metazoa, Arthropoda, Malacostraca, Decapoda, Penaeidae. Gene Ontology annotation, cellular component: nucleus. The transcript has 8 exons. Bases 32 to 1408 code for a protein of 458 amino acids.